AUGAACUCUUUUUUUUCAAUAGGCCUUGAUGACUGCCUCCAACAAUACAUAAAAAAUUUUGAAAGGGAAAAGAUCAAUGGGGAGCAGCUGUUACACAUCACUCAUCAAGAGCUUGAGGAACUGGGAGUCACUCGUAUCGGUCACCAAGAACUAAUCUUGGAAGCAGUUGACCUGCUCUGUGCAUUGAAUUAUGGUUUGGAGACAGAAAACCUAAGAACACUUUCUCACAAGCUGAAUGCCUCAGCCAAAAAUCUUCAGAACUUUAUAACAGGUAGAAGGAGGAGUGGCCAUUAUGAUGGCAGGGCCUCCAGACGACUGCCAAAUGAUUUUCUUACCUCUGUGGUUGACCUGAUUGGUGCUGCCAAGAACUUGUUAGCCUGGCUGGACAGGUCUCCAUUUGUCAGUGUAACAGAAUACUCAUUGCUAAAAAACAACAUUGUUCAACUGUGCCUGGAAUUAACAACCAUUGUGCAGCAGGAUUGCACAGUGUAUGAAACAGAAAAUAAAAUUCUUCAUGUGUGUAAAACUCUGUCUGGGAUCUGUGAUCAUAUCAUUUCUCUCUCAUCUGAUUCUCUGGUGUCUCAGUCAGCACAUCUAGAAGUAGUUCAUCUUACCAGCAUUAUGCCCAGUGAGGGUUUGGGGAUGUAUAUCAAAUCAACAUAUGAUGGGCUGCACGUAAUCACUGGAACUACUGAAAAUUCUCCUGCAGACCAGUGUAAGAAGAUUCAUGCAGGGGAUGAGGUGAUCCAGGUCAACCAUCAAACUGUGGUUGGCUGGCAGUUAAAGAACCUAGUAAAUGCAUUGCGGGAAGACCCAAAUGGAGUGAUCUUAACCUUGAAAAAACGGCCUCAGAACACCCUGGUUUCUGCUCCUGCGCUUCUGAAGAAUGUGAGGUGGAAGCCUCUUGCACUUCAGUCCUCAUGUAUGCAUCAGAAUGCUGGACGAUAUCGCCAAGUAUGGAAAAGAGAAUUGAAGCAACUGAGAUGUGAUUCUUAAGGCACAUCUUGAAGGUAUGUUGGACAAGUCACACUUCAAAUGAAGAUAAUUUGUUAAGAGCAGGCUGCAGGAGGAAGCUGCUAAUUAACACCAGAAAGAGACAGUUGGAGUUUCUCAGGCAUGUUUUGAGGAAAGAAGAAAUUGAAAGUCUGAUCAUAACUGAAACGAUUGAAGGAAGGAGAGAUUAUGGAAGACAAAGGUUGACAUAUGUCAACAGUCUAUCUAAAUGGAUGAAUGUAUUGAUACUGGAAAUUAUGUACGCCUCAAAGACAAGAGAUCUGUGGAACACUAUGAUCACCAAUGUCCUGUUUGGAUAUGGUACCUAGAGAGAGACAAUUCAGAUUGACCCUCUGCAUGGGAUGUUUAAAUAAACAGUAUCACUGACUUAGGCACUUCUGUUAGCAUUUGUUAUAAAUAUGAGUCAGAAAAAAUAAUUAAGCUCUAAAAAUAAAUUAUUUGAUAUAACAGAAAUGAUGCAGUUGUAAAAGAAUGCUGACAUAGGAUCUCUGAGUCUUUCUUUAAACAUAAAGGUCACCUAUACGCAUGCCAGAUGUCUGCUCUGACAUGCUAAUUAAGCAGCCUCUAUAUCAUGUGAAUUCAGUGUCCAUACACUUUAAAAGGGCAAUGGGGGUGCCAAAUGAGCUUUAGUUAAAACACCCCCACCACCAUUUUGAAGGACAGGAUGCUGAAAACACAUGAUGCUGUGGGCAUUUUAAUUACAAUAGCCUUCAGAGCUGCUGUAAUUAAAGCACUCCUCCCCACCCCCUAACCCCAGAGCACAUGUAAAGAUGCCCAAAAAUCUUAGUGUUAGUUCAGAAUUUAUUUCCCAUGAAUGUUCUGGCUUUGCUUUGGUUUUUAUGUAACAGUAGGAGACCAUUUUGUUGUGGGAAGGUUCUAUUCUAUUUUCACCAUCUUUUAAUUAGAAAAUAUGUCAGUCAUACCAGGCUAUGUAUAUUUCUUUUGGUAGGCAUUAUUUGAUAUUAAGAUAGCUGUUUUAUUUUCUGUCUUUAUAACAUUUUUUCACUCCAUAUAAAAUGGAUAUUCCAUUUGCAAUGAAUGAAUUGGCAAUGGAUAUUCCAUUUGCAAAUACUCCUGUAGCUUUUGUCAUUGCAUAUUAACACACUGGCAACUUCACUCAAUUUAAAAAUAAAAUGUUUUACACGCCUUUCUUUUUUUAAUUUCCAGAAAAUGUUCUAGUGGAAUAAUACUUCCA
Alligator mississippiensis (American alligator) is the source of this 2209-nucleotide messenger RNA. Its product is annotated as connector enhancer of kinase suppressor of ras 2. The record is from RefSeq and is a predicted model, not a curated record. Gene Ontology annotation, molecular function: protein binding. NCBI's taxonomy places the organism in Eukaryota, Metazoa, Chordata, Crocodylia, Alligatoridae. The coding region runs from base 1 to 996 and encodes 331 amino acids. The transcript is spliced from 9 exons.